Messenger RNA from Oenanthe melanoleuca, 827 nucleotides. RefSeq names its product brain expressed associated with NEDD4 1 (gene BEAN1). Bases 75 to 794 code for a protein of 239 amino acids. The transcript is spliced from 5 exons. Lineage: Eukaryota; Metazoa; Chordata; Aves; Passeriformes; Muscicapidae. The record is from RefSeq and is a predicted model, not a curated record.
GCCCCGCUCCGGCCCCGCGCACGGCAGGAGGCGGCCCGGCCCCGCCGGCCCCCGGGGAGCCGCGGCGGGGGCGGAUGGAGACAGCGGGCACGGCGGCGGGCUGGGUUAUUUUCUUCCAUCUUCCUCUCAUCUCUGGAAGCUCCAUCAGUAUUGGGAUUGGCAGCAAUUAUUCCAAUCUCCCAGUUGCCUCGAACCACAGCAGCGCCUCCAGCGCCUUCCCCAGCCCCGGCGAGCUCGGCGGUGACACCAACCUGCUGGUGUCCCCGCUGCUGGUGGCAGGGGUGGUCAUCGGGCUGGUGCUGUUCCUGUCCUGUGCCACCAUCGUGGUGGGCAGCCUGCGCAAGGACAGCAGGCUCGGCCAUCCGCGGCUGCCCAGGGACGGUAAGGACGCUCCAGAUGGUUUCUCUCACGGCGGCUCCUCUGCAGAGCUGAGAUCUACCUGCACCGAGGAGUUCCCCCCAGCCUGUGAUUUUGACUCCUAUCUGGAUAUACUUUCUCAGGGGAACAUCAUGUAUCCUGACCCACCUCCAUGCUAUGACGAAUGUGUGGGGCCAGGAGCAGCACAAAUCUAUAUUCCCACAGAAGAUCCCCCCCCAUAUUCCCUUACGGACCCUUGCCAAAGAAAUGAAAUACCUUUAAAUCUGUGUAUCAGGCAGGAAGAGGAAGCAGCAGGGACUGCAGGAGGGGCUGCACACUGUGCAGGGAGGCUGCAGGACUGGCAGCAGCCCAGCUCAGGUAUCUCAGUGAUCUCCCAGUGUGGAGGCAGCUCCCCCGUAGGGGACAGCGGCGUGUGAGCACAGCCUGCUCCAGCAGAAACAUGGAACAUU